AUGUCAAGCAAAGAUCCAAAUGCAUUCAAUACUCGAACUAUUGGUCAAACAAUGCAUAUUCAGUUGACAAAGAUGUUAACUACCGGUCUUGGUUUCACAUUGACUAGUCGUGAUACACAAACACAAAGUUCACAAAUGUCUGAUCCAGUGUAUGUGAAAAAGAUUUUACCUGAUGGCGCUGCUAUACAAGAUGGACGUUUACUGGCCGGUGAUCGUCUAUUGGCUAUUGACGGUGAAGAAGUUCGUUCAUUAAAUCAAGUUUUAUCACAGUUACGAUCAUUGACACCAGGGAAACAAGUGGAUUUGCUUAUAUCUCGGCAAAUGUCUUGUGAUUUAGACUCGAAUACUCGCAAAUCUUCACAAAAACACUUACCUCCACGUCCGUUUAUGACUUGUACCUUUGAGUAUCAACUUCCAUUGGAUACUACUAAUAAUCAAUCAGAUACUAUAAAAGGACCUCCAGUAUUAGGAAUCAAUUUCAAAUGGUCCAAUGAUAUUUUAACAUCAUCAUUAUUAUCUUCAUCCACAUCAUCACCACAGACAGUAACUACAAAGUCAAUUACAAGACCAGCUUCUCCAUCUCAGUAUUCUCCUAUACCAGGUUUAUAUGUCGAUAGUCUUCUGCCUGAUACUCUUGUUACUUCAAACAAUCAUGUAACUGUAAAAACUGGCGAUCGUCUUGUUGCAAUUAAUGAGGAAUCUGUAGAUGGAAUGAAUGCUAAAACUAUUGUAAAUAAGUUGAAAAAUGUUAUCAAACAAUGUCAUGAGCGAAAUAUUAGUAACUCCGAACAAUCGUCAGCCUCAUUCACUCUCACGGUUCAUCGAUAUAAGAACCAAAAUGAUCGUCGAUCAAGUGUUGGCGAUACAUUGAAACUAACAUCUGCACAUCCACCAAGUUGUAGACACAUUAAAACAAUACGUGGUGAAGCAGUAGAAAAGGGUCAUCCUGGUCGUCAUGAACAUAGUAAAUUGAAUAGCCCAGCUGAUUCACAAGAUACUUGUUCAUUAUCGUUUACAUUAAAUGAUAGUCGUCGACGUCUGUUAUAUAGAUCUGACUCGAUAUCUUCUGAAAUUGGAUCAAUAUAUUGCAUCAUGAUUAUCAUGGGGAUUCUCAUUCACAUUUAUCUAGUCAAAGAUCAGAUAUUCAUGAGGAUAAUCAUGUGUUAUCAACAGAAUCGUUGUUAA
Schistosoma mattheei is the source of this 1185-nucleotide messenger RNA. The record is from the annotation of a GenBank genome assembly. Lineage: Eukaryota; Metazoa; Platyhelminthes; Trematoda; Strigeidida; Schistosomatidae.